UCCAAGCAUAGGAGCCGAUCUUCCCUCGGCGAGUGGAGGCACCAAAGCCGAGCUCAUCGGCCUCCCGUCUGUCUGCUUUGCAGCCCGGAAGUGGGAAAGCGGAGAGGCGGGUUCCUAAACCCAGGAGAGGAGGAGGGUCUCUUUGCAAGAGGAGGGGGGGGGCUGCCUCUCUCUGCCGGCCUGCGCUGGAACAGCAGCACUUGCCAGCCGGUAGCGCGGAAGGAGGGCGCCGCCCGUCCCGCCGUUAGAGCUUCUGCUUCCCUUGCCACCCCCCCACUCACACCUCGGCCCACCCAUGUCAAGCCUGCAGCGCCCCCCGGCUGCUUCGGCCCAGGCCCCGCCGGUUUCCUUAAGCGCGGAGCAGGCUAAAGUGGUUUUGGCGGAAGUGAUCAAGGCAUUCGGAUCUCCGGAAAAUGCUCAGCGCCUGGAGGAAGCCAGGGACAAUGCCUGCAAUGACAUGGGGAAGAUGCUUCAGUUCCUGCUUCCUGUGGCUACCCAGAUACAACAGGAUGUGAUCAAAGCUUAUGGUUUCAGUAAUGAUGGGGAAGGAGUCCUAAAGUUUGCCAGAUUGAUAAAAUCAUACGAGUCUCAGGAUCCUGAAAUUGCAAGCAUGUCUGGGAAGCUGAAGUCUAUGUUUCUGCCUCCAAUGACUCUACCUCACCAUGGAGCUGGGGCAGGAGGUGCAGUUGCCACAUCAUGAAGCAAGCAGCCUGUGGUGGGAUCUGUAUUAUUUUUAUGUUUCCACAUCAGACUAACUUGGCUGGAACUUGGGCAUUGUUUUCUUUCGUUAUCAUGGAAGAGGUUUUUUUGACUUUUUUCUAUAGUCCUUAAUAUUUUUUUGUGCUUAUGAAUAAAAACUUCCUGUAAAUAUGUCCCAUCAUAUUUCUGACUGAGAGUUUCUGUGCCAGCUUUUUCUAUUUACUAAAAUAUAUUUUAAUGAAUGUCAGAUCUUAGUCUAUUCACUCGUAUUUCAUAGUAGCAUUUUAUUUAAACAGUUCGUCAUUCUAGUUAGAAAGCUAAUUGCCAGGCUGGGUGGAUAGAAAAUUUUUAAAAAUCUUCUGUAAAAAACACAGACUAACAAUUUCUCUUUACAAACUUACUGGUAAGUGUAGUUUUUUGCGAUCUACUAUAAAUAUCUGAAGCAGAACUGUAUAUUAUUCUUAUGCCAACCUCUCACAGUUUUUUUUAAUAAAGUAAUCAUCAGAAGAAGUAAUGUUCUGUAAUCACCUUGAGCUCCAGGAGGAAAGAACAAAGAGAUCCAAUUUGGUUUUGCGGUAAAGGUGCUGGUCUAGAAACCAGCAGAUUCUGUGUUCUAGUCCUGCCUUAGGCAUGAAAUCUGGCUGGGUGUCUUGGAGCUAUUCACUCUCUCAACCCACCUCUCUUCAGGGCUAUUCUUGAGGGGAAAAGAGGAGGAGGAAGAAGUAUUAUGUUUGCCACCUUAACUUACUUAUAAAGUAAUAAAGGUAGGAUUACAAAAAUUAAUAAACCCAGUCAAUACCUUGGUCUAUAAGUAGAAAGUCUGAAAGGGGGAGGGAGGGAGGAGGAAAGAGUAACUGGAUUUGUUUCAGAUGAGUCUCUUUCAUAGAAUCAAUUGGUCAGCAGUUGUUCUGGAGAAACAAUUUUGAAAUUACAGUACCUCUUUUUCAUUUUUGUUUUGUUUUUAAUAAUCAAUAAGCUGCUUUGCUGGGGUUUGUACCCUGAACAGAGAGAUUUGAAUUGCAAUAAAUAAGGCAUCAGGCUAGAAACUGGGUGACCAUGGGUGGUAGUCCCACCUAAACCAUGAAAGCAGGUGGGUGAUUCAUUCUUUUUUAUCCCUGGGAAGAAGGCCAUAGCAAACUACUACUGAAAUCUUGUCAAGAAAAUUAAAGGGGCUAGUCCAGGCAGUUGCUAGGAGUCAACAUCAAAUCCAAGGGACCAAAAAAAGUAUAUUUGGUGAUGUACAGUAUAUCACUAUUUCUUUAUACAGCUGCAUCAGCUACUGCUGAAGCAAAUGCUUGGAAGUAGUCAUGAAUCUUAAAGAGACUACAGAAUUGGAGACUCAUUUUCAGUGCCAAGAUGAUACCAACGUUGCUGGAUGAAUAGACAAUAGGGCAGUCAGGGAUGCCUGUUACUGCAUCAUUAAACAUUUGCAUGUAAAAAUGCAGGUGAAGAAGGGGCUCGUGUGUCUAGGUAGCCAGUGAAGGUGUAUUCACACUGAGAAAAUGGAGAGGGUUACAUUUACCACAGCCACUGACCUAAUCAGACUAAGAAACACCCCACCUGCCCACCCCCAACUCCAGAGAGUGAGCAAAUUAAAAACCCACGACCACUGUAAUGGUUGGCUUAGUUGUUGUCCUAUACAAUCAACAAAGCAAAUGCUGGAAGAUAACAAUAUCACUGUCUCUACUGAAAAUUUUAAAAACAGUGUUCUCAGCCUUGGCAACUUUAAGAUGCUUAGGCUUCUCCUCCCGGAAUUCCUCAGCUAGCGUUCUGAGAGGGAUGUUGCUUUAGAGAGAAUAGUCACUGCUCAUGUUCAUGUUGACUGCAACCAUGCAAUUGAAGCCCUGCCUUUUUUUUGGGGGGGGGCUGUAUGCAUGAGGAAAAGAUGCAGCUUUAGUGCAUUGUCACAACUUGACUUUUUUGGGCCCUAUGUAGAUAGAAAUCUAUCUACAUUUCUAUCUAUGUAGAUAGAAAUGCUCAGAUCCCUUCUAAAGCUAUCCAACCUGGUAAUUAUUACUAUAUAAUUGAUAUUUAGCCACAAUUUAUUCAAUAAGCCACAAUUGGGUGAGUUUAUAAAACACAUUUUAGUCAUAAAACAUGGAAGGUGGAAUGAAAACAGCAGUCAGAUUAUGUUUUCUCAUGAUGUCUAAAUUCAUAGCGAAUCUAUAUACAGUAUAUAAAAGCAAAAUACCACUCAUGCAUCAUCACAAAAUCUCCAGAAUGGUAAAGCCUACAAACUUGAAAUUUGCCAGGUAUGUUCCUCUUGGCUUCUAGGUGCUCACUAAGAAAGAAUUUUUCGAAAUGACCAUCAAAGCAUUAGUAUUUCCUAUAUUAUUAUUAUUAUUUAUUAUUGUAAAUUUAUUAUUUACAAUUGCUUAAUUGUAGCCUAUGACUAUCAUUAAGUGUUGUAUCAUUAAGUGUUAAAUUUGUAUCCUAUGACUAUCAUUAAGUGUUGUAAGUGCUGUACCUUGAUGAAGGUAUCUUUUAUGUACACUGAGAGCAUAUGCAUCAAGACAAAUUCCUUGUGUGUCCAAUCACACUUUGCCAAUAAAAAAUUA
This is a messenger RNA of Ahaetulla prasina, 3257 nucleotides long. It is a transcript of the gene C2H12orf57, whose product is annotated as chromosome 2 C12orf57 homolog. Gene Ontology annotation, biological process: post-embryonic development. The coding region runs from base 296 to 700 and encodes 134 amino acids. NCBI's taxonomy places the organism in Eukaryota, Metazoa, Chordata, Lepidosauria, Squamata, Colubridae. The record is from RefSeq and is a predicted model, not a curated record. The transcript is spliced from 3 exons.